Solanum stenotomum is the source of this 606-nucleotide messenger RNA. RefSeq lists its product as uncharacterized. Gene Ontology annotation, molecular function: nucleic acid binding; zinc ion binding. The coding region runs from base 1 to 606 and encodes 201 amino acids. The transcript has 3 exons. The record is from RefSeq and is a predicted model, not a curated record. Lineage: Eukaryota; Viridiplantae; Streptophyta; Magnoliopsida; Solanales; Solanaceae.
AUGCCUCUACGAAGUGCAGUCAGAGGUCGUCCAGCUAGGAGGAAUGUUGAAGAUCAAGAGUUGCCUAAUGCACCUGAAGUGCAACUGCAAGGAGAGGUCUCUAAUGCUGAGUUUAGAGAGGCUAUAAGGAUGCUUAGCCAAGUUGUGACUAACCAAGCUGGGCAACAGAGAGGAACUCGACAAGAAGAGGCUCACGCUUCAAGGAUUCUUGCAUAUCAGAUGAAGAAUGUUGCUCGGACUUGGUUUGAUCAGUGGAAAUGGGGUAGAGAGGAUGCACUACCUGCGAGUUGGAAACAGAAGGAACAUGCUCUAUCAUCUGCUAGUGCACCUGCACCUACGAACAAUGGUGAGUACUAUGGUCAGCAUUCCAGAGCUAAGCCUGCAUAUUCUCAAGGUAAUGUGGCACAGCGAGGCAGUAAGCCUCCUGCCUGUGCUAAGUGUGGUAGGAACCACUCAGGUAUUUAUCGUGAAGGCUUCACUGGUUGUUUCAAGUGUGGUCAGACUGGGCAUUUCAUGCAAGAAUGUCCAAAGAACAAGCACGGAAGUGGUAAUGGGGGCAAUAGAACCCAGUAUUCUUCAGUUGCUCCACCAGACAACUUCACCUAG